Molecule: messenger RNA, 838 nt
Organism: Betta splendens (Siamese fighting fish)
Lineage: Eukaryota; Metazoa; Chordata; Actinopteri; Anabantiformes; Osphronemidae
Gene: gcgb
Product: glucagon b
Exons: 4
Coding region: 191-559 (122 amino acids)
Biological process (GO): response to starvation
Cellular component (GO): extracellular region
Molecular function (GO): hormone activity; glucagon receptor binding
Source: RefSeq, a predicted model, not a curated record
UUUGGACGGAAGCUGACUAAUGGGUUGGGAGUAGGAGAGGACGCGUGAGGAGGGAGUCGCCUGGGAGAGUGAACCUCCGCUCCGCUAUAAAAGACGGAGCAGAUCAGCUCCUGGAGCCAAAGGAGAAGCAGGGGCGCCAGGCAGCCGACUCCACCCACGCUCAGCGCGAAGCGGCACAGAAGCUCGAACCAUGACCAGCGCCCACUCUUUUGCUGGACUCCUGCUCCUCGUCAUGAUCCAGAGCAGCUGGCAGGUGCCCGACCAGGACGCAGAGCGGAACUUCAUGCUUUUGGCUGAAAACUCCAUGACCCCUGAACCCAUCGAGGCUCCAAACAUGAAGAGACAUUCAGAGGGAACAUUUUCCAACGACUACAGCAAAUACCUGGAGACGAGGAGAGCGCAGGACUUCGUUCAGUGGCUGAAGAACUCAAAGAGGAACGGUCUGCUCAGGCGCCACGCGGACGGCACCUACACCAGCGACGUGAGCUCCUACCUGCAGGACCAGGCGGCCAAGGAGUUUGUGUCCUGGCUGAAGACGGGCCGAGGCAGGAGAGAGUAGGCUCAGCAUCGCGCUGUUGACCCCCCCCCCCCUAAGAGAAGCUCCACCGGCUCCAUGUUGUCCAUAUGCAAAACGUUACAGUUUGAAAUGUGUUUCAAUCCAAACUGCCGUGAUUUUUCUUAUUAAUCCUUCAUGUUUUUUGUCGACAUUUUCGGAAUUGUCACCUUUCAAUAAUGGAGUCUGUAGAUAGGUUCAAUAUGUGUUCUUAACAAUGAGAAAAGUCACGUUUAGUUUCAAUAAAGAAAUGUGUUCAUUGUUCGAGCUCCAUCCUUUAGUGUU